AUGAGACGAAGGCUGGGAGCGAGAGGAGUGGACGGCGCUGCGACGGCUGACGGCCGACGAGCUCGACGGGGACGACCGGACGAGGCGACUGGCGGCGAGGGGACGACCGGACGAGGCGACUGGCGGCGAUUAGGUCAGAAAUGGGGAGGAGAGGAGCGGCGGGUCAGAGGUUCUGGGCUUCUGGCUGGGGAGAGGCGGAACAAAACCUAA
Linum trigynum is the source of this 210-nucleotide messenger RNA. The record is from the annotation of a GenBank genome assembly. Lineage: Eukaryota; Viridiplantae; Streptophyta; Magnoliopsida; Malpighiales; Linaceae.